AUGGACGACCAACAGACCGAAGAUCGUCACCACGACGAGACAACACAUAACACAUCGCAUGUAACGGAUACACCAUCAAAUGCAGAAAAGGAUGCUUCAUAUACCCAUGAUGACAAUGAGGAAUUUUCGCUUGAUUUGCCGCCAGCUCAUGAUCACAAUGCCGACGAUUCAAGGACCGAAGACAGUGUACUACACCAUUCGCUCGACAUGGACGGUGACGCAGCCGACGACGAUGACGCCCAUCAACCAAAUAACCAAACAAUCUUGGAAGAAAAGGAGAUGCAAAGAAAACUCAUGGACAUUGAGUCAAGCUUUUUACCAGAACCGUCCACAAUCGAUAUGGCUGCCACUCAAAACGCAGGUGUUGAUGACACAUACCUGGUUGGAGUGCCUACGCAGAACCGAGAUCGUGAAGAAGCCUCUUACAACCCGGAUAUAUCGCGAAUACAAGAAGAAAACUCGUUCUCCGAAUUACCUCGUAUAGUCACGCACGAUGAAGACGAACCAGCUUAUAAUCCAGCAGAUCCUACGACAACGCCAGCGACAAAUCGAGAGUCGGUACUCAAUACUUCAGCGCUAGAGUCGUUAGCCUCGUCGCCAACUGCUGCCGCUGCACAGCGAACGGUGUCUCGCUCUUUGCCCACGUCUAGAAAUACGCAAGAAGGCAGCGCUUUUGCGGACUCCGCCGAGAUACACCGAAGCUUAACCCCUAAAAAAAGUCGGCGGAAUUUAUCGCCGGCUUUCUCUGAUACGAGGCGAUCGCGGGAGGCGUUUGUGGAUAGCAACGACGAAGAUGGCAAACCCUCGGGUCCUCAAACGAAGCGCUCUCGUCCUAAAUAUUUGAGCAGUCGCCAAUCAUCACAUCGGUUUUCUGCAUCGUCAAUCACGAGCACUAACACAGAUGCAACGGGUAGCGAUGCAACCCUGGGUGCGGACUAUGCAUUACAAACAGGCGGAGCGGUAUCUUCUAGAGCCAGCAUGGGAAGGAAAGACUUGUCGCGGACGAUCAGUCUAGGCAGCAUGGCUUCUGGGGUGUCAGCACUCAGCGAAGAAAACGCCCUUGACAGACGGGUUCUCAGUGGUGCGACGGAUGGUGGUUUACACACCCUUGACGAAGAGGACACAGGCUCUAUAGCCGCCUCUAGAGACACGGAAGACAACGCGCCAGUGACGCCAAGGGCUGGGUCUAGGGAUCUCAACUUGCCGAUGGAUACGGUAGUUGCGCAGCAUCUGCAGGAUAUUCAGGUUCCGGGUACUUUGGCUCGAGAGUUUCAGGCCAAAUUUUCGACCAACAUCUCUCCUGACAAGCGAGGCGGUGCGCCAACACCUGCUUUCGGACGCAGUGGCAAGAGCAUGACACUGAAGGAGCAGAGCAGCACAAUUGAUCGCCUUUCAAAAGAGAACUUUGACUUGAAAAUGAGAAUUCAUUUCUUGAAUGAGGCUCUGAAUAAGCGAUCUGAAGAAGGUAUCAAGGAGAUGAUUUCAGAGAAUGUCGAGCUCAAGUCAGACAAGAUAAAGCUGCAAAAGGAGAACCAGGGAAUGAAACGUACCAUCCGGAAUCUGGAGAAGCAGCUCAAAGAUAGUCAGUCUAACAAAAGUGGCGUUGACACGGAAGGCGAGACGAGCGAGGAUGAUAAGCGGAAUGAUGUUGAAGAAGAGGAGUUGAUUUUUCUCAGGGAGAGGAUUGAAACAUAUGAGGUCGAGAUUGAGAGACUACGAACUGAGAGUAUCGUGCGGGAGAGCGAGAAACGCCGACUGGCUGAAAUUGUCAAGUCGAUGGGAGAGAACAGGCCUGCUGAUUCGGAGGCUGGUGCGAGAGAAGAGAGAGAAAUGUGGAAAGAUAUGCUUGAUGCCGAAACAGCCGCUCGCGAGCAGGCCGAAGACGAGAAUCGCAAACUCCGUGACGAAAUAUUGCGUAUGAAAGCAGAAGGCAUUGCCACUGGCUCUGAAGCCGGAAGGUUUGGCAGAGCCGGCCGCAAAGGCUCUUUUAUUUCGCAUUCCACGACAUCGGAAAGAGAUCAUGACCGCCGACUGACAGUUCCCAGCUCCACAGGCAGUACGCUUGUUGAGAUUGAGUUGCUGAAGAAAGAAAAUGCCGAACUGCGCAGGGAAGUCAGUGUGCAGACUUCGAUGCUGACCUCUAGAAAUAGAGAGAAAGAGCGCUUGUACCAGGAAAUCGAAGAUCUUAAGCUCCAACGCCGUGAAGGUGGAAGGUCUAUUGCCGGCGACAGCAUCUUUGAGCGAUCAGCUUCGAGAGCUCAUGCUCGAUCUUCAUCUCGAGCAAGCAAUGGUACAAGGGAGUCCCGCUUGAGCGACACAGAGCGUGAAUCUUUGGAAGUACGGAAUGGUGAACUACGCGAUCAAGUUUCGACCCUCAAGCUUGAAAAUCAGGGCCUCCGAAGUCAGCUGGAUGAGUACACAGCCGAACUCGAAGCACUUGAUAAGGCAUAUCAAGCUGAUGUGGACCAAGCCGAGGAAGAGCUCCAGAUACUCCAGCAAGAGCGUGACCAAGCUCUGCAAGUAGCCGAAGAGCGGGAAGCUGCAUUACAGGAUCUGAAGGCAGAAGCACAAGAAGAGAUCGAUACAUUAGGUGAUGAGUUGGAUCAGAAAGUUGAGGAGUGCGCCCGUAUGGAAUUGACGCUUCGAACCCAGGAGGAGAACCUGAAGACAUUGCAAGCGGAGAUGAGAUCUGCCAGCGAAGGUAUUCUCCGACUCGAAGAAGAUGCACAGAGCAAUCUUCGCAAAUUUAAGGGAGUACAGCAAGAGCUAGAAGACUCGAACAGGGAGAUUGAAUCCUUGGAGAAGAAUCUCUUUGAAGCAAAUGGAAAAGUGCAGAGAUUGACCGUGCAGAUUGAGUCGAGUCAGGGUGAGAUAACCUUCUUGCGUGAAGAGCAAGAUGCAGACAAGAUUCGAAUCAGUGAGCUUGAUUCAGAACUCAAGGCAUACCGAAUCCACCUGCAAGUUGAGAAAGAAAAGACCAAGGAGCUAGAGACGCGACUAGCAGAAGAAAGACAUCAACGCGAAGUGGUUGGUAGCAAGGAGAAGCAAGAAGUGCAGCGUAUCAUGAAUGACCUCAACCGCGAAGCUUCGGCCGCUAAGGAUGAAAUUCGAAGGUUGAAGAAGACACUUUCUGCACGUGAAAUUGAUGCAGCGACUUGGAAAGAGCGCCUCAUGGAGCUUGAAAAUGGCUUACGGGAAGCUCUUGGAGAUUUGAACGGUACUCGGUCUAGUCUUCUGAACUCCAUUAUCAAACUUCAGAAAGAGCUUGAAUCAAAGUCUCUUGACUUGGAAAGCACCCGGUCUAAGCUCGAUGAGAAAGAAUCGCUUUUGCAGAGUCGUGAGGCAUUGUUAGAGAGUCACGGACUCGAGUCUCGCAAGCUUGGAGAUCUUUUGGACCGAGAACGACAAGCACGCCGAGCGGAUAAACACUCAUUCGACCAGGCCUUGAAGUCGCAGCAACAAGCCUCACGUACGAUUUCUCAACACAACUCCCGCAUCAGCGAUUUAGAGUCUGCAAGAAGCCAAGACCGAAAGCGGUAUGCAAGUCUCGAACAGCAAUUGAAGGAUCAGCUCAGUGAGCGUAACGCGCUAUACUUGACGCUCUGGAAGCGAUUGUCGGUAAUGUGCGGACCUGACUGGGCACAUAGUAACAGCCUGAUCAAUGGUAAUCUGCCCAGCGUAGAGGUCAUUGGUAACAUGCUAUUCUGGCCAGGUUUCAGCCGCAAUCUCCUUCUCUCAGUCAAGACUGUCGAGAAUAUGCUCUCGGGAUUCAGGACUCGUAUUAGACAAGUCGAACGUGAUUUGACCAAGGAAUACCAGUCUCUGGAGCAUAAUUUUGGUGUUCGAGUCAAAAAACUCGAACGUCUCGAAGAAGCUGUUCGCAAUAUUCGCAGCCAGCAACGGGCUUCCGGUGUUUCACCAGAAAUUACUAAACUACGAGGCGAGGUUCGAUUCCUGAAAGCUGAACUGAACUUGAUGCAAACAAACCCUUCGUCUCGUCGAGCUGGCUCUAAUCUCAGCCAUGCUACUACUGCGAUAGAUCAGGAGCCGCUCGCUUCACCUGUUAGUCGUACACAGUCGACACUUGUACGCUCAGAUUCGCGUGGCAAGAAGGGUACACUCUCUCACAGUCCACCCAGCAUGCCGCAAUCGAGUACUACCCUUGUAGAAACAUCAUCAUCGACAUCCUCACAACGCAAACCCCACGACUCCGAGCAAGACAACGUCAUGAUCCAACGCCUACGAGAGUUAGAACGGCGGCUUAAAAACGAACGAACAGCAAGAUUAGCAGACCGCGACGGCGCCCGGAAACGCCUUGAGCAACGCGAUGCCGAAAACGAAGAACUUCGCGCAGAGCUUGAGCGAGAGCGAAUGCGCCGGAGUACACGGGGGGUUCUGGAACCUCCAUCUCUGAGUCGGGGAAAUAGUCAGCGAAAGACUUCAAGGACAUUGGUGGUCGAUUCGGGGCAUACGUCUUCCGGGGAAGAUGACAAGCGUUCGUCUGGGAGUGAUAAUGAAGAUACGGAUGCUCAUAGUUCGUAUGGAGAGGGAUUUACGGUUGAACUUGAGAUGUAG
This is a messenger RNA of Talaromyces marneffei, 4575 nucleotides long. RefSeq lists its product as uncharacterized. The record is from RefSeq and is a predicted model, not a curated record. NCBI's taxonomy places the organism in Eukaryota, Fungi, Ascomycota, Eurotiomycetes, Eurotiales, Trichocomaceae. The transcript has 2 exons. Gene Ontology annotation, cellular component: microtubule organizing center. Bases 1 to 4575 code for a protein of 1524 amino acids.